Mugil cephalus (flathead mullet) is the source of this 2048-nucleotide messenger RNA. It is a transcript of the gene six3a, whose product is annotated as SIX homeobox 3a. NCBI's taxonomy places the organism in Eukaryota, Metazoa, Chordata, Actinopteri, Mugiliformes, Mugilidae. Gene Ontology annotation, cellular component: nucleus; transcription regulator complex. The transcript is spliced from 2 exons. Gene Ontology annotation, biological process: brain development; regulation of transcription by RNA polymerase II; eye development. The record is from RefSeq and is a predicted model, not a curated record. Gene Ontology annotation, molecular function: RNA polymerase II cis-regulatory region sequence-specific DNA binding; DNA-binding transcription factor activity, RNA polymerase II-specific. Bases 359 to 1243 code for a protein of 294 amino acids.
UUGUGCCUGAUGCGCGCGGUGCGGUGGGAGGGUUGCUGUGGAGAUCCGAGACUCUGAUAACCCCCUGUGCGUGCUGCACAAGUGGUGAAAGCCUCGCGCUACGUACUGGCUAAUGAUUGGCACGCUUGACAGUGAUUGGCAGGGCUGCCAUGACAACGCUACAACGACACCAAGAAGACCAAUAGAAAAGGGAAACAAAAUGUUUCAAUGCUACACUCAACGGCGGAUUUAGGGGGGAGAUAUUAUGAGGCUGGUGUCAUUAGGCGAUAGCCAUUGAAUCAUUCAAUCUUUUUUACUGGCCGUAUUUUUCGGUUUUUCCUUUUUCUCGAUAAUUUUCUUUCUCUCUCAGGUCAUUUCCAUGGUUUUCAGAUCCCCUUUAGAGCUUUAUCCCUCCCAUUUCUUCCUGCCAAACUUCGCUGAUCGCCCUCUGCUCCUGGCGAACAGCGCUCCCACCACCAGGUCUCCAGAAGACUUGUCCAUGUUUCAGCUACCGACCCUCAACUUCUCCCCGGAGCAGGUGGCAAGCGUCUGCGAGACGCUGGAGGAGACCGGGGACAUCGAACGGCUGGGCCGCUUCCUCUGGUCCUUGCCCGUGGCUCCGGGAGCUUGUGAAGCGAUCAACAAGCACGAGUCCAUCCUGCGCGCCCGGGCCGUGGUGGCGUUCCACACGGGGAAUUUCAGAGACCUCUACCACAUCCUGGAGAACCACAAGUUCACCAAGGACUCGCACGGCAAACUGCAAGCUAUGUGGCUGGAAGCUCACUACCAGGAGGCCGAGAAGCUCCGCGGUCGUCCCCUCGGACCUGUCGAUAAGUACCGGGUGCGGAAGAAGUUUCCGCUGCCUCGGACCAUCUGGGACGGCGAGCAGAAGACGCACUGUUUCAAAGAGCGGACACGGAGCCUGCUGAGGGAGUGGUAUCUUCAGGACCCAUAUCCAAAUCCCAGCAAGAAAAGGGAACUGGCUCAAGCCACAGGACUCACUCCUACACAGGUCGGAAACUGGUUUAAAAACCGGAGGCAACGAGACAGAGCUGCGGCGGCCAAAAACAGGCUCCAGCACCAAGCAAUAGGACCGAGCGGUAUGAGGUCCCUCUCAGAGGCCGGUCUCACCCCUCACAGCUCGGCAGAGUCGCCUUCGACCGCGGCUAGUCCCACCACCAGCGUUUCCAGUAUGACAGAGAGAGUUGAUACUGGGACGUCCAUCCUGUCCGUCACAUCCAGUGACUCGGAGUGCGAUGUAUGAUACGGAGGAAAAAAAAAAAACACACACAAAACAAACAAAAAGAGAAAUAUUUACAGGGAAAAUGGACCUGAGAGGAAGAAAAAAAAGACUUAUGAAAUAUCGCGGAUGAAAAAAGGACCGAUUGAUAUAAAUAUUAAAAUAAAAAAGAGAUAAAAGCACGUCUUUUUUUUUUAUUAAAAGCGCUUUCAAAGGACCCACGCCUCCCCCUCCUCUUCAUACCCCCACACCACCACCACUACUAGACUACUUGCAUGAUGUUUUUUUUUUUUUUUUUUAUUCUUCAUUUUGUAAUCAGGGAAAAUAACCUGAGUGCAAGGUUUUCCAUCAGGAACAUCGAUCAGAGGGAAUAAAAACAGAUCGUCUUGGCGUCUUCGUCGCACUUUUCGCCCCCAUCUCCGGUUUUAGUCCAAGUGAUGAUGAUGAUGAUGAUGAUGACGGUGAAGCAGCCGCCAUGCAGACAAGAUGCAAUCCUGUUUUUACUUUGUGUUCAUCAGACAAUCAUUUUAAGUCGUAAGCACCUUUUUUAAUACACUUCUGUCACUGCCUGUGUGGGGUACAUGGUCAAAAAAAAAAAAAUUGUCGAACGGAACCGUUUAUGACUGUAUCAGAUUUUUAUUUUUAUUUUCAAAAUUUUAUAUUGAAUUAUGUAUAUCUCAAAUAAUGCGAUCAUUCUCCCGGUCUGUAUUAUACGUGUAGAAAUAUGCUUGUACAUAAUUAUUGCUCUCCCCCCGUGUCAUCCUCUUUUCUAUCCCUUCCUCACUUUUCUUGACUUGGUGUUCCUACAUAAAAUAUUUGUCAAAACUUA